Olea europaea var. sylvestris is the source of this 2222-nucleotide messenger RNA. RefSeq names its product pentatricopeptide repeat-containing protein At4g21065-like. The record is from RefSeq and is a predicted model, not a curated record. Bases 422 to 2017 code for a protein of 531 amino acids. The transcript has 3 exons. Gene Ontology annotation, biological process: RNA modification. Gene Ontology annotation, molecular function: protein binding; RNA binding. Lineage: Eukaryota; Viridiplantae; Streptophyta; Magnoliopsida; Lamiales; Oleaceae.
UAAAAGAAGUGGCUAUUUCUCAUUUCUCAACAGCCCAAGGGAACGAUGAAGUAGCAACCGAGAAGAAGAAAUUGAAAGGCAUUUUCAAAUUUCAACAACAACCAAUGAUCACUACUUGAGGAAAUAUUCAAGGAGCGAGGAAGAUUAGGCCAAAAUUCCCAUUUUUUGAAGACAUUAACCAGCGAAAAAUCCAAAUCCAAUUUGCAAGAAUUUCGGAUUCCUCUCUUCGCAAUUGUCACACGACUCUGCCUCCCUCGAUUAGCCCUAACUUCCAAUCUUUGGUCGCUGCUGUUGAAUCAAACGAGCUCUCCAACUGCCCAAAUCGUCAUCGCGGGUCGUCAAUCUUUAGUUUUUGGUAUCCUAUUUUAGGGAUUAACCAUUCUUCUUGUUCUUCACAUUCAACUUUGGAGAGGGAAUUGGAAUGCUAUUUAAAUUGUACUUUGGACAGCUGCUGUUGCCCCUAAAGUUUGGUAGAGCAAUCAAAUUUUCAUCCUUAGCCACUUCUUCCAGUUGGGUUCACGACAACCAAUUGUUCCAAAGACACCCUCGUUUACGAGUUCUAGAGGAAAAUUGCAGUGCAUUUCAUCAUUUCAAACAGGCUCUCUGUUACGUCAUUGUUUCUGGUCUGCAUCGGAACCCUUUUGUUAUGAGUCGCAUUCUUUAUUUGAGUUUGUUUGAAUUAGAAGGAGAUAUCAAGAGAAAAUCAGAGUUUGGAGUUCAGAUUUUUAAUCAAAUUGAGAGACCGAAUAUAUUUUCUUGGAAUACAAUGAUAAGAUUUUUUGCUAAUUGUGCUGAUUUUCAAAAUUCUGUUAUAGCUUUGGAUUAUUACACGAAAAUGGUUAGGCAAGAAGUGGUUCCUGAUAACUAUACAUUUCCAUUCUUGAUUCAGGCUUGUGGGGCUAUUUCGGAUUUGGAGUUGGUUAAACAGAUACAUAGUCAUGUUUUCAAACUCGAGCUUGGCAGCAACUUGUUUGUACAAAACUCUCUUGUUGGUGCUUAUUUAGUUUGUGGGUCAUCGGAUGAUACAUGGUUAUUGUUUGAUGAAAUGCUUGAGAAGGAUGUUGUUUCAUGGACAACUUUAAUAUCAAGGCUUGUUGAACAAUGUAAUUAUCGUGAAGCACUUCAGGUGUUCAGGGAGAUGAUAGCUGGGAAUUCCCAAACGCAACCAAAUGUCGCUACUAUGGUCUCUGUUGUGUCUUCUUCUGGUAAUCUAGGAUCCUUGGAUCAUACAAAGUGUUUUCAUGCCUUGUUAGAAAAGGCUGGAUGGAUUGAAUUAGAUGUCGCCAUUGCUAAUUCACUUAUAAAUGCUUAUGCAAAAAGUGGAAGUAUGAAAUGUUCAGCAAAAGUGUUUAACGAAUUGCAUGAUUCAAAGAGGGAUGUGUAUUCGUGGACUGCGGUUAUCUCAGGAUAUGCAAUGCACGGAGGAGUUAAUGCUCUAAAUCUGUUUUCUCGAAUGAAGUUAGUGUAUGGAGUAAUUCCUGAUGCUAUAACUUUCAUUGCGAUUCUUUCAGCUUGUGCACAUUCAGGACAGGUUGAAGAAGGUUUACGCAUUUUUGAGUGUAUGAAUACAAAAUACAAGAUUGAGCCUAAUCUUAAGCACUAUGGUUGUAUUGUUGACCUCCUAGGUAGAGCUGGCAUGCUCAAUGAAGCUUAUAGUGUAGUCCAAAAGAUGCCAUGGGAGCCAAAUCUGGCCAUAUUGGGAUCUUUACUUAAUGCUUGCAGACUUCACAAUAAUGUCGAAUUGGGGGAAACCAUCCUAAAAAAGAUCAUGUUGGUCUCUGAGAGAAGUGGAGCCCCUGUGCUUGUAUCGAAUAUGUAUGCAAACGAGAAUCAAUGGAGCAAAGUUAGUCGCAUUCGGUUGAAAAUGAGAGGAGUAAUGCAAGAAAAGCCCCCAGGUAAAAGUUGGAUUCAGGUUAAAGAUGCAGUUCAUGAGUUUGUAGUUGGAGUUAAAUCUCAUCCCCAAUCCUUGGAGCUAGAUAUGGUUUUACAGGGACUGGAAAGCCUUACUAAAAUGUGAUUUUGUACAAAGAAAAUCCACAAUCAAAAUCCUAUUAUUUGGUGAAGGCUCUACAUUAUCGCAUUCUUAAAUAGUUCUUUCACACUGUUUUUGUAAGUUCAACUUGUAGCGUAUCAAGAUUUUGUUCACACCUAUACCCCAUCAAAUGAUUAUUCAAACUAUUUGAUAAUGAGAAUGUAUAUAAUUCAUUGUUAUAUUUUUUUUU